This is a messenger RNA of Stylonychia lemnae, 1008 nucleotides long. The record is from the annotation of a GenBank genome assembly. NCBI's taxonomy places the organism in Eukaryota, Ciliophora, Spirotrichea, Sporadotrichida, Oxytrichidae.
AUGGACACCUAAAAAUAAGUAUAAAUUACAGAUUAGCUCGUAGAAUCACUUAAGCCUGCUCUUAUUUUCAAAAAUUUUGUAAACCUAAAGUAGAAUAACUAACUUUCAUAGUAAAAAGAAGUUAACUCAAUCGACAUAUCUCACGAUGGGAAGUAUUUGGUAGCAGGAUGCGAAGAUAACUCAGUUUCCCUCUAUGAUUUAGAGAGGGGAGAGAAGGUAAAUACCUAUUACAGCAAAAGGUAUGGAGUAGAUUUGGUUAGAUUCACUCAUCAUAACAAAUGUAUCUUAUGCGCAAGUAAACGGGAUAACAAUUACAGAAUAAUGUAUUGGUCAUUGCAUGAUAAUAAUAUAUUGUGUUCAUUUGUGGGACAUACUGAUACAAUAACUCAUAUUGACUUAAACCCAUUAAAUAGUACUUUUGUUUCAUGCUCUAAGGACAAUUCUACAAGAGUAUGGGAAUAUGAAAAGAAGUAAUGCAUCAUCAGAGUUAACAAGUCGAGAGCAGCUUGCUUCGAUAACACGGGAAAUGUACUUGCUUGCCUUUUCAUCAAGGAGGAUAAAAAUGACAGUCAAAUUUAGCAGAUUCACCUCUUCAAUGCAGGAAACUAUGAGAGUAAACCUUUUAGUAUAUUCAACCUAGAGGAGUUGCCUGAGAUAAAGUUUCUUAAAUUUUCAUCGAAUGGCUAGUUUAUAAUGCUUGGUUCAUCAGAAAAUAUAAUCGUGCUAAUCGAUGCAUAUGAAGGAAAAUAGUUACAUAAAUUCAAUGCUAACUUCAAUGAAACAGGCACACCUUUAGAGGCUGGAUUCACUCCGGAUUCUAGGUAUGUGAUAACAGGCUCUGACAAUAAAAAGAUUAUUUUUUGGAAUAUCGAGACUGGUCGGGAGAUCUAGUUGAUGGAGUUUCAUCCUAGCACAGUAGCAUGUGUCAAAUUCUCACAUGUCUAUUGUAUGCUAAUCAGUGCAUGCUAAAACUUGGUGGUUUGGAUUCCUGAAAGAGCUUUCAAUUGA